This is a messenger RNA of Coturnix japonica (Japanese quail), 4267 nucleotides long. It is a transcript of the gene CSNK1A1, whose product is annotated as casein kinase 1 alpha 1. Gene Ontology annotation, biological process: protein phosphorylation. Lineage: Eukaryota; Metazoa; Chordata; Aves; Galliformes; Phasianidae. The record is from RefSeq and is a predicted model, not a curated record. Gene Ontology annotation, molecular function: protein kinase activity; ATP binding.
CGCAUGCGCAGGGGCCGCCCCGCCCCGCUCCCAGCGUGCACCGCGCGGUGAAGAAGCGUUGGCUGCGGGCUGGGGGCAUUUUGUGUCCGCGGGAGCAGCGGUUGGGAGACAAGAUGGCGGCGGCGGCGGCAGAGUGAGGGACCGGCGGCGGCCGGGACCCGGCGGAGCCAGCGGGCCUCGCCUCGCCCUUUUUCCCUCUUCUCCCCUCCAGCCCCUUUACAGCACCUCGGCAGCCGCCUCUCACCUCUCUGGAGGGCGCCGGGAGCCGGGCAGAGCCGCGGAGAGGGGCGGCCGCACGAAGGGCCCGAGCUGAGCGCUGAGCGGCGCCGAGCGCCGUUCUUGUUGUCUUCCUUCCUUCGUUCCCCCGCCCUUCUCCCCUUGUCGGGUCCAGCCCCUUCUCCCCUCUCCCUUCCCCCGAGCCCCGUAGCGCCGGGAGAGCCUCGCAGCCGCCUCUCGCCAUGGCGAGCAGCAGCGGCUCCAAGGCCGAGUUUAUCGUCGGGGGCAAGUACAAGUUGGUGCGGAAGAUCGGCUCGGGCUCUUUCGGGGACAUCUAUUUGGCGAUCAACAUCACCAACGGGGAGGAAGUUGCUGUGAAGUUGGAGUCUCAGAAGGCCAGACAUCCCCAGCUGCUGUACGAGAGCAAACUCUACAAAAUUCUGCAAGGAGGAGUUGGCAUUCCACAUAUACGGUGGUAUGGUCAAGAAAAGGAUUACAAUGUUCUAGUUAUGGAUCUUCUCGGUCCCAGCCUUGAAGACCUCUUCAACUUCUGUUCUCGCAGGUUUACGAUGAAAACAGUACUUAUGCUAGCAGACCAGAUGAUCAGUAGAAUUGAAUAUGUGCACACAAAGAACUUUAUACACAGAGACAUUAAACCAGAUAACUUCCUAAUGGGUAUUGGGCGUCACUGUAAUAAGUGUUUAGAAUCUCCAGUGGGGAAGAGGAAAAGAAGCAUGACUGUUAGUACUUCUCAGGACCCAUCUUUCUCAGGAUUAAACCAGUUAUUCCUUAUUGACUUUGGUUUGGCCAAAAAGUACCGGGACAACAGGACAAGGCAACACAUACCGUACAGAGAAGACAAAAAUCUCACUGGCACGGCUCGAUACGCCAGUAUCAACGCACAUCUUGGCAUUGAGCAGAGUCGCCGAGAUGACAUGGAGUCUCUAGGCUACGUAUUGAUGUACUUCAACAGAACCAGUCUGCCUUGGCAAGGAUUAAAGGCUGCAACAAAGAAGCAAAAGUAUGAGAAGAUUAGUGAAAAGAAAAUGUCCACUCCUGUUGAGGUUUUGUGUAAGGGAUUCCCUGCAGAAUUUGCCAUGUAUCUGAACUACUGUCGUGGCCUGCGUUUUGAAGAGGCACCAGAUUACAUGUAUCUGAGGCAAUUAUUCCGUAUUCUUUUCAGGACCUUGAACCACCAAUAUGACUACACAUUCGACUGGACAAUGUUAAAGCAGAAAGCAGCACAGCAGGCAGCCUCUUCCAGUGGGCAGGGGCAGCAGGCCCAAACCCCCACAGGCAAGCAAACUGACAAAUCCAAGAGUAACAUGAAAGGUUUCUGAGCAUGGAGAGGAUGGGACAAAGCAGAGCAGAUCGGAGCAGGACUUGUCACUCCCCAAAUCCUAGAAAUUUAGUUCAUACGUACACUUGCCAGUGGCUGUGGGCAACCAUUUACUUGGUGUAAAGAACUUAAUAUCAGUAUAAACUGGCUCUGGGCAGCGUCAACGAUGCUGCACUUUGAGUUGUAGCAGCUGUAAUUGUGAAUAUUACUGAGAUAGUGAAACAUGGUGUCCAGUUUUCUAUUGCAUUUUUUUCAAGUGGAAAAGUUAACUAAUGGUUGACACACGAGUGGAGAAAAUUGUGCAUAUGCCAAUUUUUGUUACCUUUUUACUUUGAACUACACUGCUUAUGAGAUCUCAUUGUUUUGGAAGAAUGGCAUGAACAGUCUUCGGCAACAGUUGUGAUAAUUGUAAAUGCUCACAAUUGUGCACUCUUUUCUGGUUAUUCCUCCCUGGGUUUUGAAAGUUGUACACUUAAACAUUCUUAAAGUUGUUGGCUUCUAUGUGCAACAUACCAAGCCAGCUGACAUGGUAGUAACCAAAGAUUCCAGUUUUUAAGCGUAUGAAAGACUCUGCCUGCUUACCUGUGCUAGAAAUAACAGCAUCUAAAGUGAAGACUUAAGAGAAACUUAGCGACUACUAGAUAAUCUUUAGGACUCUGCAUUAACUCUAUAAUGUUCUUGGUAUAAAAGGAAAAACAGCAUAUUUGUCACGAAAUUUAGUUAACAUCUUACAACUGAACCUGUAUGUAAGUUGCUUAGAUAAAUGUAAUCACUGUAAACAUCUAUAUGAUCUGGGAUUUUGUUUUUAUUUUGAAGCGGGAGCUUUUUUUUUUUUUUUUUUUUGUUUACAAGUUCAUUAAAAACUAAAAACUGUUUCUGUAAGGAAAUUAUUAUUUUUUAAUUUGCCUUGUUAAUCCAGUUCAAGAGAAAUCUGCAUUACCCUGGUUUUGAAACCAGGUUUCAAGGCCAUUUGUUAAGCAAAAGAAGUCGUAUUUUCCUUCCUCAAUCAUUUUAGACUUAGUGUUGUAACUCUUCCUCAUUUUUGUUUUUUAAAUACAUUUUGUAUUUCUUUUUUUCUCGAGGGGGAAAGGGGCACUUCAGCAUUUUUCUAACCUGUUGUUUGAGACCCUCAUCCCUCCAUACCGAGAUUGGAUACUUUUAAAACCACACGGCAUCUUUUGCAGACCCAGUAUUGGCAGCUUCACAAGCGUUGCCACGUCGUGCCCCGGCUGGACUGACUUGUGAUCGCUACCGUUGAGAAAAGUUCAGACGGAGUAUUUGGAUGGUUUUUAAACCAAGGCAUUUUCUUUUAAGUUCUUGUGAAGUGGGUAUGACCGGAUUUUACUCUUGUUCUCGGGGACAGCCUCAAUCCACGCAGAGUUCACAUUGGUUACUGCCCCAGGCUGUCUUCCUUCUCACUCCUAUUCUAGCCCAGCUGAAAGACAGAAAUAAUUUUAUUGCUGGUAAUUCUUUAACAGUGUAAUUUAUUCCUUUAUAGCAUGUCAGAAUAAAUUAAAAAAAAAAUGUCUGAAAAUGCUGCCAGACGCCUAUUGUGUAAAUGUUGUUUGUAUGUUAGCUUUUUAGACAGUUUCCAUGCAUGUAACAGAGUUUCUGGUCACAAUUCAUAUUUCUACUGUUUAAAAAAAAACAGCAACAAAAAAUCUUUUGUUUUGCAAACUGUCUCUUCAAGGUCAUAAUAACUACACUGUGCACUCUGUCAUCUUAGCGUUGUAAUCUGGAUCAAGGCUGCUCACUUGUGCGGUCACUAUGCAUACUCCCUAGACAAGAAGGAUCUGCUCUGAGGAGAUGUUAAAACUUGAGCUGGAGAGCUGUGUGUGCUAAUUAAUGCGUGGAUAGAUGGAGUACAGGGAGGUGAAAGUCUGCCAGGCUUCAGAGAUACCUGUGCAGCUUUGGAAACCUGUCUGCUGUUUAAGAGCAUUCUUUGUUACCUGGGAGGUGAAGGAAUUGUAGCUCACUCUUUGGGCCAGGGUGUUCAUAAAGUUCUGAGUAUCGCCCCCAUCCACUAAUGGAUGCUUUACAAGCCAUGCCUCGUUUGAAGACUGGUAUCGUUUCUAAGAACUGGUGUCUAGAAGACUAUGCUAACUCUUUUUGUUAAGAUUUCAGAUGUCCAGGCAAUACAUUGUCAGCGUGCAUUGGCAUAGCUGGAAGACACAGCAAUGAAACGCCUCCUUGGCAGCUGGUUUCAGAGUGGCUGCUUGGAUUUGUUUGGUACCUCUUCUCUUGCUUUGACAUACGAUGCUCAAAAAUGAGAGGAAAUAAUUUGGUUUCGGGAGAAGAAAUUAUUUCCUCUGUUCAUUAAACUUAACUCAGACUUCUAGGAGGGUUAUCAAAGUUUAAAAACAACUGUCCUUGAAUAAGCAAGAACAGCCUGAAAUGCUUGGUGUGUCAGAAUGCGUUGGUUUGUAGUUCUUGCUACUGCAAGUCUUGCAAUACAGAAGAGCACGGAGUCCAGUUAGUUUUUAAAGCUUGCUAUGUUUAAAUAGAGUUUACUUCUACACAGAGGUGUGAGCUGAACCUGUCAGCCCUGUCGUGCUUCGUUGCAGAAAGCCAACCUUCACCAGACAUGCUGACCAGGAUGGCAACCCUUCUCAAAGAGAUGCUGUGAUGAUAUUGAACACUCGUUUGCUGUAUGAUCUAUUUGGUUUGUAAGGAAGAUUUAAAACAAAGCAUUAAAAACUAUGUGGAUCUUGA